AUGGAUGAUACCUUUGCUGUGGAUAACGACCAGCGACGGCUCGCUUUGUUGAUUGUUUCGGCAUGCUGUUUGAGCCUGAUUUUUCUUCUGCUUGGAACCGGUUCUAUUUGUUUAAAAUUGAACCACGACGAUGGGCAUAUCUCUGCCAGAAUGCAUGACCUCAAGGUAAAUGAUACGAAGUUGACUGACGCACAUUCUAACUUUCCUAGACUGGCGUACUCAUCGCACCUCGAGAAAAACGACAGACUGAAGAUAAAUGCUCUUUUUGUGUUGACUUACAAUGCCCUCCAGGAGCACCCGGUCCUCAAGGCUUUCCAGGUAAGUCAAAAUGGAUUGAAAGGACUGCCUGGCCAGCGCGGUAAGCAAGGAUUUUCUGGAUUAGAUAUGGUUAUCGAUCAAUUGCCAUAUCCGUGCCAAUUUUGCCCUGCAGGACCUCCCGGACCUCGUGGGUUACAGGGCGAUGAAGGAGUGUGUGGAACUCAAGGCCCCGAAGGAGUCAGCGGCAUUCCAGGAAAUGCAGGCAAAUCUGGACCAGUUGGUGACGCUGGGCCUAAAGGAAGGAAGGGUGACCCUGGACCUCCUGGUCCACUAGGACUUCCUGGUGAUGACAUUUAUGGUGGAAUCGGCGAGAAAGGCGAUAGGGGCCCACCAGGACCAUGCGGCCCUGAUGGUGCUCGUGGCGAACCAGGCAAAUCGUAUGCGUUUCGGGGACCUUUGGGAGCACCUGGAUCUCACGGUUCGAAAGGAAAUCCAGGUAAACGAGGUUCACCAGGGCCGAUGGGUGUCAGAGGUCCAACCGGAUUGAAAGGAGAGGCCGGCAUGGAAUGCGCGGUUGAAUGCCAGAAAAUGACAGGUCAAGCUGUUACUUAG
Messenger RNA from Soboliphyme baturini, 870 nucleotides. The record is from the annotation of a GenBank genome assembly. NCBI's taxonomy places the organism in Eukaryota, Metazoa, Nematoda, Enoplea, Dioctophymatida, Soboliphymatidae.